Messenger RNA from Rangifer tarandus platyrhynchus (Svalbard reindeer), 660 nucleotides. Lineage: Eukaryota; Metazoa; Chordata; Mammalia; Artiodactyla; Cervidae. The record is from the annotation of a GenBank genome assembly.
AUGCCUUCCCCAAUCUCGGCCCUGCAGGUCAAGUCCAAUGAGGACAGGUCUGUGGAGUUAGGUCAUGGUGAUGGGUUAGGUAAUUGGGUAUCCACCACAUACCCCUCUGUUAAGACCACAGUUUCCAUGACACAGCCUCUCUCUAAUGGAGCCUCAGAGCCCUGCGAAAGUAGGAUCCCGGGCGUUAACCGAGCCUUACCCACGCAGGACGCAGACGGCGGUUUCGAAGGGGACUUGGACUUGGCACCUAUCAGGCCCGCAAUCAAUUACUCGGUAAUUAUUCCGCACAACCUUGCAAUCGGCCCGGGUCGCCGGCGUGCCCACCGGCGUACAGAGUGGGGAAGGUUGAGCGUCCCCCGGGGGCCCCAGCGCGCACCGCGGGCGGAGAGGGCCUCUCCGAAGCCGCUGGAAAGGCCCCCUUUGACCGCGUGCCUGGGCCUAGCGCCGCCGUCUUUAUUGGCAGCCGGAGAGGCUGUUUGGGGAAAUGGAAAAACUUGUGUCGGCGGCGUCAGUCUUGCAAAGAGGGUAGCCAAGCAGUUUGCAGUGCGUUCUGUUCCUCGCGCUGCCGCCACCGCCCCGGCUCCUCGGAGCCUGCAGGGGAAGCGAGAGGGGGAGGAGGUGACCGAGUUCACGUCCCCGCCGCCGCCUCUCCCGGAGUGA